Epinephelus lanceolatus (giant grouper) is the source of this 969-nucleotide messenger RNA. RefSeq names its product ribonuclease P/MRP subunit p25, a (gene rpp25a). Gene Ontology annotation, biological process: tRNA 5'-leader removal. Gene Ontology annotation, cellular component: ribonuclease MRP complex. The record is from RefSeq and is a predicted model, not a curated record. Lineage: Eukaryota; Metazoa; Chordata; Actinopteri; Perciformes; Serranidae. Gene Ontology annotation, molecular function: RNA binding.
CAUCUUUUCCUUCACGUCAAUGGGAUUAGAGGAAGAAACACUCUCUUCACACUGCUGGCUGUCAUCUCAGUGCUCAGAAGACAAAAUGGAAAUGCAGUAUGAGCAGAGGACAGGAGGAGGAUCGGGAUAAGUCACAAGUUUGGACUACAAGACUGAUCACUUUUUACUUUCUUAUACUAAAUGACCAAGAAAUUUGUUUCCAAUCUCAAGGGAGUUAUGCAAAUAAUCUGAGGCUGCAGGCUCAGAAACAGCAUCCUGCACCUUUACUUCACUGCUGUCUAAACAAUGGGUGAACCCAGGGGUCAGACGAAGGGUUCAAAUGCUGGAAGCAGCCCUGUAUUGGAACCGCAGUCUGCUUCGUUCAACCCUGAUGCCCCAUCUUCAUCUUUGUCUCCAAAACUUGCCCAGAGCAACUUCAGGAGAGUCAGUCGCACAGACGACAGCAGCCCCUAUCCGAUCCCUGGCCUAGCACCAGACAUCCUGCACAUGCGAGUGAAAGAAGGGAGCAAGAUCCGCAAUUUGCUACGGUUUGCAACAGCUCGCAUGCAAGGGGAUGGGAAAGACAGCAAUGAGACAUCACUGAGACAAGUGGUCUUCACUGGCUCAGGUAGAGGAGUCACAAAGACCAUCACCUGUGUGGAGAUUCUGAAACGUAAAGUGGGGGAGCUCCACCAGGUGUCCAAGCUCUACUACAAGACAGUGAAUGAGGUCUGGGAGAGUUCACAACAAGGAGAACCAGGUGUAACCGUGCAGAGGACAGUCCCUGCCAUCUGUAUCCUGCUCUCUAAAGACCCUCUGGAUCCACAGGAGCCUGGAUACCAACCCCCUGAAACCCUGAGUGUUCCCACAGAGGACGCAGAGAGACGCAGAGCUCUGCUCAGGCCAGCUCACAGUCCCUCCUCACAGCACACAGCCAAGAGAGUCUGUCUGGAUGACUGGAGUGUGUGUUCUCCAUGGACGUCUUCAUGA